AUGGAAACAUUAAGAAAUAUUAUGCAUAUAAAUAAAAAAUCACAAAUAUUUUAAUUAUGUUUCUAUUCAUACCCUAUUGACAAAAAAUAUGUGGCAAUUGAAUUUAAUAUCAAAUAAAAGUACUAGCUCAAAUCCAUUUACUAGCAGGUAUGAAUAGAUUUGUCGAAAUCAUGAAUUAUUUAGAAAUUCAAAAACAUUGACCAAGAUGACACCUUUUUUGGGUAUUUAAUAGUGAAAUAAAGAAUCAAAAUAUUUGAAAUUUUCUAUACAUAAGCAGCAUAUAUAUUACCAUAACGUAUUCAUCAAAACCCUUUUAAAUCUAAUUCAGCAUUUAUCCAUUCUCCACAAUUUGUAAUCUUAUUUUACAAAAAAAAAAACUGUUAAAAAACUUUUCACUAUUAAACUAUUAAAAUCAUUACUAUUAAAUCUCUAAUUAUGGAAUUGACUUUGCCAUGAGGUAUUGAAUAUUUAAUUUUGUAUGCAUAUCAUUAUCAUUAAUUAAAAUUUAUUUAUUGGAGAGUCUUUUGAUCAUGUGAAUAAACUCCAAAUUUCAGUUUUAGUCUAAGCUGUUUGCUUUAAAACCUUGGCUAAAACCUCAUUCGUAAAUGUAGCUAUCACAUAAAGCUUUGUCAUCCACUUGUUUUUUCUUCUCUUCGCUCAGUAACAGGAAUCUCUUAGUGAUGAUGAUUGAUUUCUCUGGUUCUUGUAUUAAUAUAUCUAGCCUAAUUAUACCAUUUCAAUAAAUAACCUUAAUUUUGAGUCGACACAGUUCUAAUUACCCCCUCUCCAAUUGUUAAUGUGUUUAAAGGGUAAUGAUACUGGAGGAAUCAACUUAUGGAAAUAUUUCAUCAUUUUAAUUCAUUAUAGUUAUGUUACUGAAGUGACGAAAGUUUUCAAGCGUGCAAGCUUAAAUUUCAUGAAAAGUUUUUGUAAGUUAGUACAUUCAGUGUGCCUUAGUCUAAAUCGAUUAUGUUUUGUAGAAAGCCAAUAACUAAAUAGUCAAUGUUUUUCGAACUUAGGACGAAACCAUACAACCUGAAAGAUAAUCGAGAGCUAUUUGAUAGUCAAUGCUUCACUGCAGUAAGCUUUUCAGACGUUUAUUUCAUGCUCUCCCUUCAGUACCUUCGUCUGGUCCACAGCCUUGGCUCUUCAUCGGGCUUGGCAACCCUGGUGAAAAGUACCAAUCCACGAGGCACAAUGUGGGCUUUGACAUGAUCAGCACGUUUGCACAGGCACUUGGAAUUUCUAUGAAUUCUGUCCAUUUCAAGUCCCAUUUUGGCGAAGGAGAAUUUGAGGGCACCCCCGUCCUCCUUGCAAAGCCGCAGACUUACAUGAAUCUAAGCGGUGAAUCUACAGGGCCGCUUGCAGCUUACUACAAACUUCCCUUGAAUCGGGUUCUUGUGAUUUAUGAUGACAUGGACUUACCUUGUGGAGUUCUUCGCAUACAACCACGAGGAGGACAUGGGCACCAUAAUGGGUUAAAGAAUGUCAUAUAUCAUUUUCGUGGGAACAGGGAGUUCUGCAGGCUAAGAGUUGGCAUCGGACGGCCACCUGGACAGAUGGAUCCCAAAGCAUUCAUGCUGCAGAAGUUUAAUAAAACAGCUCGUGUGAGGAUUGAUGCUGCCUUGGAAGAGGGGGUCGAAAUAUUGAAGAUGCUCUUAACCAAAGGAUUGACAGAGUGUGUCAAUUCUGCUAACGCUGAGCAAAAAUAUAAGCAUCUAAGAGUGCAGAAUUUACCAUGUUGAUGAUCUUUUGUAUCAAUAUCUUUCUUUUACUUGUCCAUGUAUUUUAUUAGAAUGCAAUACAUUGAAUUUCUCAUUCUUGUCUAUUUUUUCAAAUGUUAGAUGAAUUCUGACUCUUUUGGUGAUUUCACUUUGGUGUGAUGCUUGCGACUGAAAACUGAAUUAAAAUUGGAAGCCUUUAAUAAACACUUUUCAGGCA
Dendrobium catenatum is the source of this 1941-nucleotide messenger RNA. RefSeq names its product peptidyl-tRNA hydrolase, mitochondrial. Gene Ontology annotation, molecular function: peptidyl-tRNA hydrolase activity. The record is from RefSeq and is a predicted model, not a curated record. The transcript is spliced from 8 exons. Bases 1068 to 1745 code for a protein of 225 amino acids. Lineage: Eukaryota; Viridiplantae; Streptophyta; Magnoliopsida; Asparagales; Orchidaceae.